Molecule: messenger RNA, 1514 nt
Organism: Ipomoea triloba (trilobed morning glory)
Lineage: Eukaryota; Viridiplantae; Streptophyta; Magnoliopsida; Solanales; Convolvulaceae
Product: protein trichome birefringence-like 39
Exons: 5
Coding region: 124-1209 (361 amino acids)
Cellular component (GO): Golgi apparatus
Molecular function (GO): O-acetyltransferase activity
Source: RefSeq, a predicted model, not a curated record
UACGUACACACCCCUUCUAUGUAAUGGCGGUACAAUAUUAUUAUAUAUAGAUACUGCGUACGACAUCUUUUCCUCCAAUCCUCGUCUCUUACUUAGAAAAUUAGGAUCAUAUCGGAGUUCAAGAUGGGACUCCUGCUCAGACCUCUGUUCUUCUCACUCUUCUUACUCUUCUCUUCCCUGCAAACAAACACCGCAGAAGAUUCCAACUCCACAAUUUCAGCUCGUAAAAUAACUGCAGGAGGAGGAGGGUGCAAUAUCUUCAGAGGAAAAUGGGUGUACGAUGCAUCUUACCCUCUCUAUGAUUUCUCAACCUGUCCAUUCUUAGACGAUGAAUUCAAUUGCCAGAAGUACAGAAGACCCGACACCCAAUACCUCAAAUACAGAUGGCAGCCUUUCUCCUGUAAUCUGCCCAGGUUUAAUGGGUUGGCGUUCUUGGAGAAGUUCAGGGGGAAGAAGAUCAUGUUUGUGGGGGACUCACUGAGUUUGAACAUGUGGGAAUCGCUGGGUUGCUUGAUUCAUUCAUGGGUGCCUAAGGCCAGGACAAGCAUGAUAAAAGAAGACGGGCUAGGAGAAAUAGUUUUCCUGGACUAUGAUGUUCGAUUACUGCUGUAUCGCACGCAAUAUUUGGUGGACAUGGUGAAGGAGAAUGGUGCAAUAGUUCUGAAACUGGACUCCAUACAAAACGGCAACGCCUGGAGAGGAAUGGAUGUCCUGGUUUUCAAUUCUUGGCAUUGGUGGACACAUACCAAAAGCUCUCAACCGUGGGAUUACAUGCAAGAAGGAGGAAAAUCGUUCAAAGACAUGAACCGUUUGAUUGCUUACUACAAAGGGAUGACCACUUGGGCACGAUGGGUUAACCUCAACGUUGACCCAUCCAAAACCAAAGUCUACUUCCAAGGAAUCUCCCCCGUCCAUUACGAGGGCAGGGAAUGGGGUGAGCCAUCAAAAUCGUGUAAAGGGGAGAGCCAGCCAUUCUUUGGGGUGAGGUAUCCGGGGGGGACGCCGGCGGCGGCGGUGGUGAUGAACAAGGUGCUAAGCAGAAUGAAGAAGCCAGUUUCCUUGCUGGACAUCACCACACUAUCACAGUACAGAAAGGAUGGGCAUCCCACUUAUUACAGCGACCACAACACCAUGGAUUGCAGCCAUUGGUGCCUCCCUGGCUUGCCAGACACUUGGAACCUUCUCCUUUACACUUCCCUCUUCAAUUAAUUAAUCAAUACAUAUAUAGGACGUACAUUUAUAUAGACCCACCGCCACAAAAUGGUAGGUAGGUCGUUAAGAUUCUUUGUUCAAGCUAAGGAAGUGGAAUUGUUGGAUUGGCGAAUAACGGAGAUCACACUGCAAUUGUAAAGCCACAGGUCCACAUUAAUUGUUUCCGAUCCCGGCAUGAGAGGUUGCCUGGGUUCAUGAAUUUCUUUCUCUUGAUUUAUUAUGUAGAUUUCACACUAAUUAUUGCAAAUUGUGAAGGUUUUGAGGUUGUUUGUUGGGUAAUAUAAGUUCUAUUUUGAGUUUAA